AUGAAAGUUAUUUAAAGAUUUGUAGUGAUGCUAUAUUAGAUCAACGGACUAGGAUUUUCUAUUUAUUACUAUUCAACAAGUUCAGAAAAUAGCAAUUUGGCCUAUUUGAUUCUACAAUCUAUUCUUGGCUUGAUCCUGUUAUAUAUUUAAACCAAAAAUCAGAGAAUCUAAUAUAUAGGAAAUAUUAUAAUAAUUCAAUUUAGUCUUUUUUGGUAAGUCAUAACGAAUCAGAGGAAUAUUUAAUAUAACAGUGAGGCCUAGGUAAUAAUAGCUCAUUUUUUAACAACCUAAUUAUUCCAGGAUUUUAGGAGAUUUCAAGAGUAAUAAGUUCAAAUAAGGUAUCGACUAAUUUGGUUCCUAUUACUACUACAGUCUACUUUUUUUUAAAUUCUUUACAUUUCCCAAACUUCUGAAAUAGACUUAUGUUACUGUUAAGGAAUUAUUUGCCUAUUACUUUCAUUUGUAAUUAAUUACACAAUUAGUAUAAGAAAGCCAACAAUGAUGUAAAGUAAAGCAAAUGAGUCAUUCUAGCACAUAAAUUGUACUCAAAUGAUCAAAAGAAAAGAGAGAGCGUUAUCAUUGGCUGAAUCAGAAAAGAUAUCGCCAAAAAGUAAUUAAUCUCCACGUUUUCAAUUGAUCCCAGAGUUAUCCUUUAUUGAUUAGUUCUUAAAUUCGAAUAUAUUAGAUGUAAAGCUGUAAUAUUCCCAUGAAGGUUUGCUUGGGCUGCGAUUGAAGUAAAAUAACAAUUAGGAUAUGGAAAUCGUUUAUUCUAAUAUAGCUUCAAGGGCAUUAUUAUCUGUGAAUUCAUAGAAAGAAAUAGUAGAAGUUCUAAAUUCCUUUACUAAUUUAAAUUAUAUAUACCAUCAAAAUCAUGAUGAUUACGAACUUCAUUUGAAACAUUCAAAACAAUUGUAUACUAAAAGUAUGGCUUUUCUUAAGAGUGACCACAUAAAUCAAUCACCUCAUAACCAAGAAGUGAUAUACUUGUUCUAAACACAUUCAGAUAAAAAUUAAGCCCCUAAUCUUAAAGACAUAUUUGAUAAAUUCAAAUCUGAUUCUUUUAAUGAAUCUUUUAUCAUUCAUGUCUUGUUCCCCAUUAAUAGUGUUACCAUGUCUUAAAGUGAAAAGCAAGUUGAAAAGUUGUUGGAAUUAACACUCAUCAAAAAACAUGUGAAUUUGUAUUUCAUGCUGAUUAGAGAUAUUACGCAUAAACAGAAAAUUAGAUAUUUGAAAGAAUACGAUAUGCAGAAAUCUAAAAUGCUCUCGUAUGUCAGUCAUGAGUAUAGAUCACCUCUAAAUUGUAUAAUCUAAAUGAUAGAAGAUGCACUUCAUUCUAAUUAAUUGUCAAAUGAUUUGAUUGAAAUCUUGUAGGCUGCUUUGGAUAACUCAAACUAUAUUUUGAAUCUAUCUAAUGAUCUGCUAGAUUUGGCAUAAAUCAAAAAUGGUAAAUUUGCUAUUUAGAGAUCAAAAUUCAAUUUGAUCUAAUUAAUAAAGGAAGUAUUAAAGUUAUUUGAAUUGAAAGCUAAAAUAACAAACAUCAAUUUAUCCUUGUCAUUUGAUAAUACACUCUCCUCUGUUAUUGUUUCUGACAGAAAUAGAAUCAAAUAAAUCUUAGUUAAUUUGGUUAGCAAUAGUUUUAAAUUUGCCUCCAGCAAAAUAAUCAUCUCAGUUACUUCCAUCAAUUCUACCUCAUUAAGAAUUGGAGUUCAAGAUGAUGGCAUAGGAAUUUCUGAAGAAGAUUAAAAAAAGUUAUUUAAAUCAUUUUCUAAGGUCAAUUCGGAAGAAAGCGCCAAACGCAAUGAACAAGGUGUAGGACUUGGUUUAGUAAUCAGCAAUUAAAUAGCCAUAUCCAUUGGUUGUGGAGGUCUAUAAAUAGAUUCUAAGCAAAAUCAAGGGACUUAUUUUUAUUUUGAUUUGCAUAUUCAAACCACCAGAUUAAAGAAAGUCUCCAGCUUUAGGAUUAAGGAGAUCUCUGCAUCGUUUUAAGAAGUUGAUGAAGGACAAACGUUUCAUGCUGAAGACAAUAUGAAAAUUGAUAUAGAACCCCCGCUUUUAAGAUGUAAACACAUGUUACUAGUUGAUGAUGAAGUCUUUAAUAUUUUUACUUUUACAAAGAUAUUAAACAAAAAAAAUAUAACAGAUAUUGACUCUGCUUCUAAUGGCAAUGAGUGUAUCUAAAAGGUUAAAAACAAGAAGUGUUCAACUUUCUGUACAGGAUACAGAAUCAUUUUUAUGGAUCUCGAGAUGCCAAUUUUAAAUGGUUUAAAUGCCGCUAAAUAAUUACUGCAAUUAAAUCCUAAUCAAACUAUUGUUGCCUGUUCUGGUUAUAUUGACAAUUUUGAAAAAGAGAACUGUUUGAAAAUUGGAAUGAUUGAUUAUUUAGUGAAGCCAAUUAGAGAUCAGGAGCUCACUUUUGUUCUCAAUGCCUAUUAUUUUUGA
Molecule: messenger RNA, 2439 nt
Organism: Paramecium tetraurelia
Lineage: Eukaryota; Ciliophora; Oligohymenophorea; Peniculida; Parameciidae
Exons: 2
Biological process (GO): phosphorelay signal transduction system; phosphorylation
Molecular function (GO): phosphorelay sensor kinase activity
Source: RefSeq, a predicted model, not a curated record